UAAAAACAACAAUAAACACAUUUCAUGAGGCAGAUGUUUACAACAAAUAAAUUGCAAGUGUUUUCUUAUUUAAUAAAAUUUAAAGAAAAAUUUUGUUAAAUUAAAAUAAAUUAUGUUUUAUAAACAUUAACAAAAUGUUCCGCCAACAACCCAAUCAAUUACAAUGCCUAGUGCGUCAAAUGGUAGCUAAUUUACCAAGAUAUUAUGCCAAAAAAUCAACAAACAAUAAAACCACCAAUAAAGAUGAUGAAGUGGUAUUUACGCCCGAACUGGGAGCUAGUUUUUUUGCUAAAAAUAUAGGUUCCACCUAUUGGAAAUGGCAUGCCAUACUGAGUAAACAUCCCGAAUUGAAAACACUUAAAUCCAAAGAUGUUGUCAACACCAUAAAUGCUUUGCGUAAGUUUAACUUUUCGACAGAGGAUAUUCUAACGAAACCCAUGAUUCUCUAUACAAAUGAAAUGACUUUGGAGAAUCGUUAUAGUGUUUUUAAAGAAUGUGGCUUUGAAACGAUCACCAUAUCAUUGUUAUCGAAAUAUGUGGCAGCCAUGAAUAGAAGUGUGGCCACUUUAAAGUCUUUGGGGCAUAUACCCUAUAAGGUCAAUGUUAUCGAACAGUUGCGUCAGACCUUUGAAGACAUUGACGUGGAACUGCAUACGAAUUAUUCCUACAAUGAAAGUUUAGAAUUGAAAAUCUUACGACAGCGUAUACUCAAUAAUUAUUUGCAACAGCGCUUGCAUAUGUCCAUGGAAGAGGUCGAGAAAAUCUGGCGGGUUUAUACACGUUUGAAACAUAAAAGUUUCUAUUCCGUACAGAAAAUGGUUAAAGUUCUUUUGGAUGAAUUGAAAUUUCCCCGAGAUCGUAUUGCUAAAAAUGCUUUCAUAUUAUAUGGUGAUGCGGAUAAUGUGCGUAGAAUUAUUAAGGAAAUACCCACGAUCGAUGGUCAAGAUAUUAGGGAGAUAUUAUUUAAAAGACCUAAAAUAAUGAUGUCAUCCUGUGAUGCCUUAAUGGCUACACUGCAGCAUGUUAAGGAUUUUGGUAUAGGCGAAGAGGCUAUACUGCGCUGUUUGGAGGUAUUGACUUUGGGACCGGAUACCGUGUUGGAACGUCUAAAGGAUUUAAAUGAAGUGGAAGAAUUUCAGGUUUUAAAUACGAAUCCAAGAAUAUUAAGAUUGGUGCAUUAUCAAAAUAAGGCUAGAUUGCGCUUGGAUUAUUUGAAUCAAUUGAAAGUAAGAUGUGCCUCAUUGCAUAUAUUGUCGUGUGGUUCAGAAGCAUUUGCCAAAUUUGCUCGCGAUGGCUCCGAUCGCACUAAGGGUCGCGAUAUUGUAGUAUAUUUAGCCAAUAUAAUGGAGAAGUCGGAACAGGAUGUACGUAAUUUAUUGUCUCGACAUCCUAACUGGUGUCACAUACCCGCCUUACAAGUUAAACAAUGUUAUGAGUUCCUAUUAAGCAAGAAAUUUACCAUAACCGAUAUUUAUAACAAUAUCCACCUUCUAUUAUACCCAACCAAACGUAUAGAUGAAAAAUUAAUACAAUUGCAAACACCAGAAUUCUUGCAGGAUCUACAAAUACAUCGCAGCUUCAAACAACUUAGUAAUAAUGAAGUACUCACUUUGGUUUUAUAUUUAAUUGAAAGUGAAUUUCAUUUUACCGGUGAUGGUAUUUGGACCGAACAACAUACACAGCAUGUAGAGAACUUUAAUAAUUUAUUACCCGAUUUUCCUGAGAGUUUAAAUAAAAUCUAUAAAUAUGGUGUUAAACCGGCAGCGACGACUGCAACAACUGCUUUAGGAGGCGCCACAAACAAAGAAUAUGUCGUGAAUCAUUAAUUUGUUAUUGAAAAUUUGAUUUUUUCAAUUAGUUUCAUAGGUUUGUUUAUUAUUUAAUUUGAAUUAAAAUCAAAAUAGAAGU
This is a messenger RNA of Lucilia sericata (common green bottle fly), 1908 nucleotides long. RefSeq names its product transcription termination factor 5, mitochondrial (gene mTerf5). The coding region runs from base 135 to 1826 and encodes 563 amino acids. NCBI's taxonomy places the organism in Eukaryota, Metazoa, Arthropoda, Insecta, Diptera, Calliphoridae. The transcript has 4 exons. Gene Ontology annotation, biological process: termination of mitochondrial transcription; regulation of DNA-templated transcription. Gene Ontology annotation, cellular component: mitochondrial matrix. Gene Ontology annotation, molecular function: double-stranded DNA binding. The record is from RefSeq and is a predicted model, not a curated record.